Paramuricea clavata is the source of this 540-nucleotide messenger RNA. The record is from the annotation of a GenBank genome assembly. NCBI's taxonomy places the organism in Eukaryota, Metazoa, Cnidaria, Anthozoa, Malacalcyonacea, Plexauridae.
AUGUCUACAAGGAAAAGGCUAGUUAUUAUAAUUGACCAAAGUGGAUCGAUGAAAGCAAAACAGCGAAUGGUUUUAGCUAAGGAUGCAGCUUUAACUGUUCUCAAUACACUGACUCCUGAUGACUAUGUGAGUAUAUCUUUCUUUUUCUUUCAAUUGUUCGUAUAUAAAACAGCGGCCUAAAACAAUGACGAACUAAUUCAGAGCAUUACAAAAACAACAUAUUAAAUAUGAAUGAACUCUAAUUAGUUAAAACAACAACGACAACAACAACAACAACAACAACAACAACAACAACAACAACAACAACAACAACAACAGCAGCAACAGCAACAACAACAACAACAACAACAACAACAACAACAACAACAACAACAACAACAACAACAACAACAACAACAACAACAACAACAACAACAACAACAACAACAACAACAGCAACAGCAACCACAACAGCAGCAACAGCAACAGCAACCACAACAGCAGCAACAGCAACAACAGCGGCAACAACAGCAACAACAACAGCAACAACAGCAACAAUAA